CCUCACCACUUAAACAGGUUAUAGCCUCACCAACCACUGAAAACUGCACCCCCCUCUUUAACUCUUUCCUCUCACCUUCCAGCCUCCUAAAAAACCCAACCCCGGACCUCCCUCUCUAAACAGUCAAUGUGGGCACCAUGGUUGAGAUCACCAAGCAGGGUCCGCACCACAUCAAAACGAACCUCACCUAACUUCUCUUGCUCAUCCUUCAAAGACAUACAAAGCCUCUGUGGAGAAGAAUCCAACCCCCAACCCGCAUCCCCCAAGUCUCCCUCCAUUUUCCGCCGUGUCCGGAUCUCCACUUCACUACUCCGUGCCUGGGUUCACCGUAAUGCACCACAACCAUGCAUCACAUUCCCCGGUGCCGAUCAACGCAUCGUGCUCUAUUUCACGAGCCUCCGCGUCGUGCGCAAGACCUUCAAUGACUGCAGGGUCGUCAGGUCGAUUCUCCGAGGCUUCCGCGUCUCGAUCGACGAACGAGAUGUGUCGAUGGACGCCCAGUUUUUAGACGAGCUGCAGGGGAUCAUAGGUUGUACGAAAUUGAGCCUACCGAUGGUUUUCAUUGGGGGGAGAUAUAUUGGCGGGGCCGAGGAGAUCGGACGGCUCCACGAGAGUGGGGAAUUAAACAAAUUGAUCGCAGGGUUGCCAGUGGUGGACCCGGGCGCAUGUGAUCUCUGCGGAGGGCUCAGAUUCAUUUUAUGUGAUCUGUGUGAUGGGAGCCACAAAGUGUUCGUGGAGAAAAUCGGGUUCAGAAGCUGCACCGUUUGCAAUGUGAACGGUCUGAUCAGGUGUUCUUGUUCUUUCGUGCUCCACCGCAGCCUCACCAAAUAAUAACGUAGGAAAACCCCUCAAAAUAAGGUUUCUUUUUGUCCAUUUUAAGGAGUACAGUUCAUGAGAGAGCUAUCUGUAUCUAAAUUGUUAUUAAUGGACCGCUCUUUUUGCCA
Molecule: messenger RNA, 944 nt
Organism: Juglans regia (Persian walnut)
Lineage: Eukaryota; Viridiplantae; Streptophyta; Magnoliopsida; Fagales; Juglandaceae
Exons: 1
Coding region: 127-831 (234 amino acids)
Source: RefSeq, a predicted model, not a curated record